CGAUUCUUUCCCGCAGGAGGAAAAACGCACCCUCACUUUAGUUCAGGUCACAGCGCGGUUCUGUGCGCGUGUCUGCUGACAAAGGCAAAGCAGUUCCACAAACAGUGCUGCUACGUUUAAAAGUUACGGAGUGUGUGUGGAAACUUGCUUGUGACUGUUCGUGUGUGUGGGUUUUAGGUGAGCGUGUUCCGUUCCUAGUCUUGUUUUCGGGGCGUGGAGAAGCGACAAACACUCGCACACGCGUACGUGCACAGCCAAAGCCGCGGAUCCACUUUAUUGUGAAAGAUUCGUGGGAACAGUAUCUGCUACGGCGAAACUUCAGCCACUUCAGCUUCGUUUCGACUUGUUUUAUUCCAACCAGGAUGUAAAACCAAUUCAGAAACUUUUUUUCCUUCUUCCCCCUUCGACACAAGAUCGACGGGUUUCAUUUCUUCAACUCUACAUAUUUGAGGAAUAUCGCCGGGAGAAGGACUACAGUGCGUGAGGAGUGUGUGUGUGUGCACACCCAUUCAGAGAUUUAGAAGUUUGAUGUCCACACACAGUGGCGGAGCAGGAAACUGAGCAGGUAUCAUGAAGCCUUGGUGGGUGUGGCAGUUAGCGCUGCUCACUUUGUUGGGUGUUUGCUUUGGCCCCUCCCACUGUAAGAACCAGGAGUUCCUGUCCAACACUCUGAUCAACAACGUGGUGUCUGAUCCUGCCACGGGCCGACUAUACGUCGGCGCCGUUAACACCCUCCACCAGCUGAGCUCGGACUUGAAGGAAGAGUCCCGGGCCGAGACGGGGCCGAGGCGGGACAACCGUCAGUGCACGCCGCCCAUCACCGACGCCUGCGAGGAAGCGGCGGACACGGACAACCACAACAAGCUGCUGCUGGUCCACGGGGCCAAAAAUGUUCUGGUGGUGUGUGGCAGCGUCUUCAGAGGGAUGUGUUCACUGAGGAACCUGAGCAGUGUGGAGCAGCUGCUCUACUUCUGUGACACCAAAGGAGAGAAGUCCUACGUGACCAGCGCUGAGGAGGGGGUGUCUGUGGUCGGAGUCAUGUCCUACUUCAUCAAGGACGGACAGAACUUCAGUGUCUUCCUGGUAGGAAAAGGCUACGGCAGCCAUGACAGCACCAAACUGAUCUCCACCCGUAUCCUUGAGGGAUACGGAGACUGGGUGGUCUUUGACAGCAUCGUGGAGGCCUCAGCAGUUCAGGCCAACCCCUUCGUGCUGCGCUACCUUCACGAUUUCCGCUUUGCCUUCAAAGACGGCAUCUUCGUCUACUUCCUGUUUUCGCGGACUCUUGGGGUGCAGGACACCAAGAAUUUCACCUUCAUCUCCAGGAUGUGCGAGGAGGACCAGAACUACUUCUCCUACACAGAGCUACAGCUGAACUGCAGCACCGGCAACAAGUACAACAAAGUUCAGGCAGCUUACGUCGCAGAACCAGGAAAGGUUCUGGCUGAGUCCAUGACCAAAUCGCGAGAGAACGAAACAGUUCAUGCCAACGAUAGAGUGCUGUUUGUCAUCUUUACCUCUGAUGAGAACCCAUCAACUUCAGCCAUGUGUAUGUAUCCUCUCACAGCCAUUAACAGAAGGUUGGUUCAAAUCAUCGGAGCCUGUUACAGUGACAACGGUUUAAUUGAUGGGAAAUCGGCAGUUUACUCGCCAUAUUCAUCCAAAUCAGAAGAGCUGUGUAGCAACAGCAACAAUCAAAACAUGGCCACCAUGUACAGCUGUGGAGCAGAGUUCCUGCCUUCUCCACUGGCCAGUAAGGCUGAGUUUGCCCUGACGUCUAAGCCCUCCUUCACCCGGAAGGGUCACAUGACUGCUGUGGCCGUAGCCAGAGAGAUGGAUCACGCUGUGGCGUUUGUGGGCACUUCUAGCGGAGAGGUUCUGAAGGUCCACCUGUCUGAUCACCCUGAGUUUUAUGGUCGAGCGCCGGUCGAUGUCACUGGAGACAAAGUCAACAAGAACCUCCUGCUUGACACCAGUCUCCAACACCUGUACAUCACCACAGAUAAAAAGAUCACCAAAGUCCCCGUCCAGGCCUGUCACCUGAAGACAGACUGUCACUCCUGCGUCUCCAUGAAGGAUCCAUACUGUGGCUGGUGUGUCCUGGAGGGAAAGUGCAGCCGGAAGAAGGAGUGCAGGAGGUCAGCAGAGGUCAACACAUGGCUGUGGUCACCUGAGCAGCAGUGUGUACAGAUUCAGGCUUUCGUCCCUCCGAACCUCAGCUGCAGAAAGACACAGCAGGUGGACAUCAGUGUCCCCAGGCUCCCCACACUCAGGUCGUCCGACACGCUCCGCUGUGUCUUCGGCUCUCACGUCAGCGACGCCGUGAUCAGGAUGGAUGACCCCACACAGGUCACGUGUUCAUUGCCCAAUCCUGGAGAGAUCCCGCCCCCCCUUGAGCAGCAGGAUUACGUGUCUGUUCCUGUCAAGAUUCUGGUAAAUGAAGAAAUACAGGUGACGUCAGGAGAAUAUCACUUCUACAACUGUGCUGCCACAGUCAGGAAGAACCCGAACACACCGUGUAUCUCAUGUGUGACCAGUGAAUGGGGCUGCCAGUGGAACGCCCAGGAUCACAGCUGCAGUGACAGGGACGACAGUGUUCAUAGAGAUCACAUUAUCAAGCCUCAGCAGCCUGAUCGUUGUCCGCAGUUCGAGUUCCCUGAGCAGCAGCUGAUUCCGGUCGGUUUCCAGAUUCCCAUCAGUUUCCAGGGAAGAAACCUGAAUAUUUACUCGGGUCACACAUUCACCAUUGGAACAGAACUGAUGGAGACAGAUGUAGAGGUCACACAGAAGGAUGGGUCGGCGUUCAGUUUCCCAGGUUAUCAGUUUCUCUAUGACAAAGAGCAGGAAGUUAACGUGUCGUUUCACGUCAAAGACCGGGACACAGACAGGAAGAUUGACAGCACACUUACGAUGGUCUUGUAUAACUGCUCAGUGAACAGAGGCGACUGCAGUUUGUGUAGAAGCUCAGAUGUGAAGUAUCAGUGUGUCUGGUGUUCGUCCUUCAGCUCCUGUGUUUACAAGAAACUGUGUCCAUCACCUGAGGACACCCAGUGUCCAGACCCUGAGAUCACUGACAUUAUUCCUCGCUUUGGUCCGUUAAAUGGACGGAUUUCCAUCACCAUUAAAGGCUCCAACAUGGGGAUUACGAAGAAGGAUGUGAAACAGAUCACCGUAGCUGGAGUGGACUGUGUCCACCAGGAGGACAAAUACUCCGUCUCCACCAGUGUUGUGUGUGAGAUCGGGCCAGCGAGAGCAGUUCCUCCCUUCGACUUGCCAGUGGAUCCGCCCAACACUGGACCAGUGGUGAUUAAAUUGGAAGGAGGAAGAGAAGGCACAUCUAAGGUCGUCUUCACUUACAGGGAUCCAAAACCCGAGUCUGUCGAGCCUCUAAGAGGUCCAGCGGCAGGGGGGCUAAAACAAAAAAAAAAUCUUUUGAAAUUCACACUGAAAAAAGGCCGUUUUUUUUUUUUUAACCUGCUGUGUUUUGUGUUCAGUGGCGGUCGAACGAUUAUGGUGCAAGGAAGUGGUUUUGAUCUGAUCCAAAGAGCCAGCAUCAAAGUGCUCCCUUUAUCAGACGAGUUUUCAGAGGCCACUGAUUCUGAUGAGUUUGUGCAGGAGUCUUUGAGCAAGAACGACACCAUGCUGCAGUUCUACUCGCCGCCAGUCAACAGCACCAUGGACACUCAGUCCCUGAGGACCGUGGUGCAGCUGGACAACGUCAUGGAGGAGCUGAAGAACUUCGACUACCACCCUGACCCCGUCUUCAAUAAACUGGCCAAUAACAAAAUCACAGAGACCAGUGUCAUCAUUGUGACGGGCCGAGGUUUUUCCAAGGCCACGACGGCCAAAGAGGCGAAGGCGUUUGUUGGUGACGCUUCCUGCACCGUGAACAUACUGCAGGACGACAAGUUGAUUCUGGAUGCACCAUCGUCGAAGCCCAGCGCUCGAUCCAAACGGCAGCGUAGAGACACCAACAACAACCCGCUAGAUCUUGUGGUGAAGUUCGGUCACGGUGAGUGGUUGGUGGAUUCAGUUUACUACGAGCCAAAGUUUUCGGAUAUUCCUCUGCACAUCAUCAUCCCCGCCGUCGUCGUACCGAUGCUGCUCUUCAUCGCUCUGUCCAUCUACUGCUACAGGAGGAAGAGUCAACAGGCUGAGCGAGAGUAUGAGAAGGUCAAACAUCAGCUGGAGAAUCUGGAGGAAAGUGUCAGAGAUCGAUGCAAGAAAGAAUUCACAGACCUGAUGAUAGAGAUGGAGGACGCCACCAAUGACCUGAGCGAGGCCAGGAUCCCUUUUCUGGACUAUCAGACCUACACUGACAGGAAUUUCUUCCUGCCCUCCAAAGACGGCACCAACGACACCAUGAUCACAGGGAAAGUCGAGAUCCCAGAAGGUCGCAAAGCCAUCGUGGCCCAGGCUCUGAAUCAGUUCUCCAACUUGCUCAACAGCAAGACUUUCCUCAUCAAUUUCAUCCACACUCUGGAGAGUCGCCCCGACUUCAAUAAUCGCUCCAGGGGUUAUUUUGCCUCUCUCCUGACGGUGGCGCUGCAUGGAAAGCUGGAGUACUACACCGACAUCAUGAGGACGCUGUUGCUGGAGCUGAUGGACGAACACGUGCAGAGCAAGAACCCGAAACUGAUGCUGAGAAGGUCAGAGACGGUGGUAGAGAGGAUGUUGUGUAACUGGAUGUCCAUCUGUCUCUAUCAGUUCCUUAAGGAUACUGCUGGAGAGCCUCUGUAUAAACUCUUCAAAGCUCUGAAGCACCAGGUGGAAAAGGGUCCGGUGGACGCCAAACUGAAAAAAGCCAAAUACACUCUGAACGACACUGGACUCCUGGGAGAUGAUGUGGAAUAUACUGUCCUGACACUGCAAGUCUUGGUUCAUGGUGAAGGUCAAGAUGUGACUCCAGUCAAAGUGUUGAACUGUGACACCAUCACUCAGGUCAGUCUGACUGACGAUGUUGAUGACGAUGAUGUUUGUUUGUUGUGUAGUUGGGUCAUCGAUCAGGUUUAUAGAAACCUACCAUACUCACAGAGACCAAAGGUGGAGACUGUUGCACUGGAGUGGCGCCCUGGCUCCACAGGUCAGAUCUUGUCUGACCUGGAUCUGACAUCACAGAAGGAAGGACGAUGGAAAAGAUUGAACACGCUGGCUCAUUAUAAUGUUCGAGACAACGCCACCUUGGUCCUCUCCAGAGUAUUGCACACACAAUCAUUUCACCAACACCAGGACAGUCAUGAAGAGAGAAGUGCUCUCCUGGAGGACGACAACACUUUCCACAUGGUCCGGCCUACGGAUGAGAUGGACGAAGUAAGUAAGUCCAAGAGAGGCAGCAUGAAGGACAAGGCCAUGACCAAAGCCAUCACAGAGAUUUACCUGACCAGACUGCUCGCUGUCAAGGGCACAUUGCAGCAAUUUGUGGACGACUUCUUCCGCUGCGUGUUGUGUUCAAGCUCCGUCGUUCCUCCUGCCGUGAAAUAUUUCUUUGACUUUUUGGACGAACAAGCGCUCAGGCAUGACAACGUGGACGAGGAGACGUUGCACAUCUGGAAGACAAAUAGUCUGCUGAUGCGUUUCUGGGUGAACAUCCUGAGGAACCCACACUUCAUCUUCGACAUCCACGCCACUGAGGUGGUGGACGCUUCACUGCACGUCCUCUCGCAAACGUUCAUGGACGCCUGCACCAAAACAGAGCACAAACUCAGCAGAGAAUCUCCCAGCAACAAACUGCUCUACGCAAAAGAGAUUUCCACUUAUAAGAAGAUGGUGGACGACUAUUUAAGUGGAAUCCGACAGAUGGUUUCCGUCAGCGAUCAGGACAUGAAUACGCACCUCGCUGAGGUUUCAAGGCAACACACAGAAAAGCUGAACACUCAGGUGGCCUUACAUCAGCUCUACCAGUACGCCAGCAAGUACUACGAUGUGAUCAUCCAGUCGCUGGACGAAGACCCAGCAGCUCAAAACAAACAGCUGACCCUUCGGCUCCAACAGAUUGCUGCUGCCCUGGAGAACAAGGUCACUGACCUUUGACACCUAACUUGAAGGAGGGUGCUGCAGUCACGGGGAGAAGGAGGAGCUUAUUUUGCCACAAAUCACAGGACUUUGUUGUUACAAAACUCAAAGACUCGCAUAGAGGGAGUUUAUCGGACUGCCAUAAGUGUAAGGACUGCAGUGGGCGGAGCUAAGUGGAAGCUGGUGACCAUAUAAGUACUGAAGAGGGAGGAGUCAAAGGACUUGAGUGUUAAGCUAAAGUCAAGAGAGCUGCACAAUUGUACGAUCAUGGGCUUCACUUCUUAUGACGAGCACUAGACGGCUGCGUACAAGAACUUACGGGAAAGAAGAUAACCCUGAAAAGUUAUUUUUUUAUUAUCCACUAGGGGACGUAUUGUUUGUGUAACCUUUAGACCAAGGAGGACAACAUUUGUUUCUCUCAGUUUGGCUCGAGUUAGAUGGAUGAAUAAGGAACGAUGAAAGAAGAAUUUUUGUUGUUAAAGAAAAACUGUUGAAGUAAAGAUAGUUUGCUUAGCAUUUUAGCCUUUUUUGACGUCGGAGUUGCACAACGUUGGGACAUUUUAAGACUUUUUUUCUGGAAGAAAACAAAAGUUUAAUUGAAUUCGUCUCAACUGCAGACAUUAAGUCAGCUGUUGUAUUUAGAAAUAAUCAACCAAUAAAAACCAACCACGGUACAGACCACUGGUCAAUCAGGAUUUCUGGUUUGGCCUUGAAAAUGAAUUCAGGGUACGAUGAGUUAAGCUAAACCCUAAACAAAAAUAUCAGUUCUAUUUUUUUUUUUUACCACAGUAUUUAUAAUUCUAUACGCCGCCAAAUUUUAGUUUUAUGAUGUAGAAGCUUUAAUUUGAAGCUCUGCAUUAUUUUUUACGAGAUUAGAUUUAUGAAUUUUUACGAACUGACUUCGCACCACUUGUGUGUUUUUACUUCCUGUGAACAAUCAUGACAUCACAACUGCUUGAUCAUGUGACCGAAGCAACCAAAAACCCACUUAAAAAGUGACUUUCUCUUUCUGUGAUUUUUUUUUUUUAAACCAUGUAUGAUUUAUUUUCGUUUGUAAUACACCCUGCAUUGACGUUGCUGCAUUUCUCUAUAUUUUUCUGUGCACGACGUCAGAGCAGGAAAUGCCUCUUGCAGAUUAAGUGCACAUAGACUCUUCAGAAAUGUUGGAAAUAAAUUUCAAACCAAUGUCAAAA
This is a messenger RNA of Cynoglossus semilaevis (tongue sole), 7205 nucleotides long. Its product is annotated as plexin-B2-like. The transcript is spliced from 41 exons. Gene Ontology annotation, cellular component: plasma membrane; semaphorin receptor complex. The record is from RefSeq and is a predicted model, not a curated record. Gene Ontology annotation, biological process: regulation of cell shape; regulation of GTPase activity; negative regulation of cell adhesion. Gene Ontology annotation, molecular function: protein binding; semaphorin receptor activity. The coding region runs from base 571 to 6030 and encodes 1819 amino acids. NCBI's taxonomy places the organism in Eukaryota, Metazoa, Chordata, Actinopteri, Pleuronectiformes, Cynoglossidae.